GCUUUUUUAUUGAUCUUGCCCAGUCUGUUUUCUCAAAAAGUAACAUUUUAGGAUGAUGUAUAGACGCCUUUCUCAGGAUCAUCUAAAUUUAUAUGUAUUCCUGUGAUUAAAAAAUCAUUCAGUUAAAUAUCAGUAUUAUUGUUUUUCUUGAAGGAUAUAGAAGAUGGAAUUUGAUGUAUUUGAGAAGCUAAGUGAACUCGAGACGGAGAUCCAUAUCUUGAAAAAGGAACUGGAGGAAAAAGAUGCAUUUAUACAAAACUUGAUGGAUAAAAAUACAGAUUUGGAACGUCGUCUGCUAUCAGGUGGUCUUCAAAAUAGCAUAAAUGAAGACACCGUCAAAGCAACUGUUCCUGAUGGUCUUAGUACAUCGGAGCCAAAAGCAUAUGGCACUACCAUAGCUAGUAUGCUCAAAGAGACAUCUGACGCAGUUGUACGCAGUACGGGGUAUACAUUUGAUGAGCGUACUGGUUUGUAUUAUGAUCACAAAAGCGGUUACUAUUAUGAUCCAGAAAAUCAGUUAUUCUAUGAACCUAAGUCUGGAGCGUAUUAUAAAUAUAACUCUGAAACUGGUGAAUACACUAAUUAUACAGCGUCAGACGACGAUUCUAUGAAUACCAAAUUUAAAGAAUUCUCGCACCCAGUAUAUGCCCAUUUAUUAAAGAAAGUACAAGAACAACAUCGUAGGGAAAAGAAAAAGGAUGAUUGUGGCUGCCACUCGAGAACGAUGUCAAGACACAGUCGGUCGACAAGCAGUGAGGUUGGACAUCGUAGACGAAGACAGAGCCGUAGCUACUCCGGUUCACGAUUUGGUCGUUCCUAUGACAAACAUAGACAUGAAAGUCCAUGUCAUUACGAUAGAUCAGUUCAUGGGCAUUCAAGAUCCAGACGGAAGUCACACAAACAUUCUCAUCGUUCUGGCAGUUCAUGUAGUGGUGAAAGUUAUUACCUACGCAAGAAGCAUAGAAAAAGAAAGCAUUCGCAUAGACAUAGAUAUCGAUCAUCUUCUACUACUGGUUCUGUCUGUUCGUAUAAAAGUCGAAGUUCCGUGCGAAGAAGGAAACACAAGUGUAAAAAGAAGAAUAAAAGUAGAACCUGUAGUAGCCACACAAGUUGCAGACAUACUCUUCACGAAUGCAAAGAACAUUCAAUAUCUCCAAAAGAAAUGGUUACUUCAUUCAGUGGAAAUCCUGUAGUUUAUCCACCUUGUGUACGUCUCAUGGUACUUGCAUCACAGUCAGUUCAAUCGGGACAGUUAUACAUCAUCACAAGCCAAGAAGCAAAAAGCGGUUGGGGUUGCAUUGGCCGAUCUUCAGCACUAUGCCCAAUAGCGAAUUUUCCAAAUGACCAUGAAAUAAGUGAGAUACACUGUGAAGUCACGUAUGAUGCUGAUUCAUGCCGAUAUACUUUAGUAAAUAGAUGUCCGAAUUGUGGAACUUCGAUAAAUGGAGUAACAUUGGAAAAGAAUAAAUCAGCAAUAUUGUGUCAUGGUGAUGUUGUAAGACUGGGAUCAACUCGUCUAUUAGUUCACAUACACAAUGGUAAUGAAACAUGUGGACAGUGUGAUCCAGAAGAAAUUAAAGCUGCCUUAGCUGCAAUAGUUGAUGUGAAUGAAACAAGAGAAUGUGAAAAUCCAAAUGAUAGUCAAAGUGAACAUAAUGAAUCUGCAACUUUAUCAACGCAUUCAAUAAAAGAUAUAGAAAGACGAGUGAAAUUGGAUGAAAUUAAAAAGAAAUAUGGAUUAAAGUUUCCACGCAUGAGAACACAAGUUAAAGUUGAUAAUAAACAAUACAUUGAUCGUGCCGCGCAACGUCGAGCUAUUGAAGCAAACUUGAAGGCAGCUGGUUAUCCUUUACCUCCUCCACCUGGUGUAAUACGACAACAACAUGUAGUCAAUAAGUGUCCAUUGAUCGCUCGACCAACACCAGCCAGUGUUUAUAAACCUAUUGGAGAUGAAAAUAAGGGUGCUCAAAUGUUGACUAAAAUGGGUUGGACACCUGGUCAAGGAUUAGGCAAGAGUAAAAUUGGAAUUGCAGAACCGAUAACUGUUAAUCUCCGAGUGAAUCCACAAGCUGGACUUGGUUCAAGUCAUAGUAAGGCAAAUGUUGUGCCUAUUGAUUCGACACCAAAAGAAUUAUCACAAGCGUAUAUACGUGCAAAAACCAAAGAACGUUUCGACAGUAUACCAUAA
Trichobilharzia szidati is the source of this 2188-nucleotide messenger RNA. NCBI's taxonomy places the organism in Eukaryota, Metazoa, Platyhelminthes, Trematoda, Strigeidida, Schistosomatidae. The record is from the annotation of a GenBank genome assembly.